AUGCCUGCUGUGCAGAUGCGCACGGCGAGGGAGAAGCCCACUGAGAUCGCCAAGUGGAAGGAGGAGCACAUUGUGUUCCUGGUGCUGGGCUGCUGGGGCGUGGGCAUCUGGGGCGCCACCAAGAUCUUCGGUGGCAAGAAGGAGGUGCCUGCAGAGGCCGCCGCCUAG
Chlorella variabilis is the source of this 168-nucleotide messenger RNA. Its product is annotated as expressed protein. The record is from RefSeq and is a predicted model, not a curated record. The transcript is spliced from 3 exons. The coding region runs from base 1 to 168 and encodes 55 amino acids. Lineage: Eukaryota; Viridiplantae; Chlorophyta; Trebouxiophyceae; Chlorellales; Chlorellaceae.